UGGGGUCUUCAAUGAUCUUUUUGGCUUGCUCUUUGAAAGGGGAGAACACACAUUCAAGUUUUGAAAAAAAUCAGAAAAAUUGUUCAAGUGAAACAAAAGCGUUAUUUCUUUAUUGUCAUUUUUUGUUAAUAGAAACAUUUUUUUCGUUUAAACAUUUAUAAUGUUGCAAGUUAAAUAGCUUGUUUUUCAUCAAGACUGAUAACUAUCAAGCGGUGUACAAUUAAUCUAUUUUGCUUGGAGACAAAACGCGGAGUCGAUUUGGGAACCAGGCAGAUCACUUCUUGGGAUCAUUAGCCUUUGCAAAAAUGCUGAAUCGAACACUUGCAGUUCCUCCCUGGAUCGUUUACCGACAUCAUGCGCCCCCCUAUACAAAUAUGCAUGUUCCCUACAGGGAGUUCUUUCAGUUGGAGGCUUUGGCGCAGUACCACCGGGUCGUGAGUCUGGAAGACUUCAUGGAACAACUAGCCCACACUCACUGGCCUCAGGGAGUCAGGGUGGCCUACUGCUUUGAGACAGCUGCCCAUCGCAGUGCUGACAAGAAGACCUGUCCCAUGAAGGAUGGAAAUCCUUUUGGUCCAUUUUGGGACCACUUUGGUGUGGAGUUUGACAGGUCUGUGCUUUUUGGGAGCAUAUCUUUCAGUGCCUACUAUCAGCCACACUGGAUAAAGAAGUUUCCCCCCUCAGAGCACCCUGUCCUGGCUCUUCCAGGGGCCCCAGCCCAGUUUCCUGUGCUGGAGGAGCAUGUUGGCCUGCAGCAGUACGUGGUGUGGGCAGAAGGGAUAGUGCAGCAGGGGGAGCAGCACAUCCAGGAUCUAUUGAUCAGGCCCUACUUGGGCAUCCACCUGAGGAUCGGUUCUGACUGGCAAAACGCAUGUAAGCUGCUGCAGAAUGGGGAGACGGGGCCUCACUUCAUGGCAUCUCCCCAGUGCGUGGGUUACAACCGUCAGAACGCCCUGCCCCUCACAAUGACAAUGUGCCUGCCAGAUCUGGCGGAGAUCCGCCGCGCGGUUAAGCUCUGGGUCAAGAAGACCAAAGCCCGCUCUGUCUACAUCGCCACCGAUUCUCAGUCCCACAGUGGUGAAAUCCAGAAGCUCUUCAAUGGCAAUGUGAAAGUAGUUAGCCUACAGCCAGAUACAGCGCAAGUUGACCUGUACAUUCUGGGCCAAUCAGACCAUUUCAUUGGGAACUGUGCUUCCUCCUUUUCCGCUUUUGUGAAGAGAGAACGCGAUGUCCGUGGCCGACCCUCGUCAUUCUUUGGCAUGGACUACCCUGGGAAGAAGAAGGAUGAACUUUAAAAGAUCUCGUUAUGGAGGUCUGAGUUUUAACAACCGUUGAGGAAAGAUGCUGGUCAGUUUGUUUACUGAGACUGAAGUACCUGUAGACUGGAUAAAAGAAUAGCACUUGUAGACAGGUAGUUUUUUGGCGUUUUAUAAUGAAAGCACAGGAAUAUUUUCAAGGUAAUUUGGAUGCCUGGUGUACUCAUCCUUUAAAAGGACAGUCUGUAUUACAUUAUUAUUAUGAAAGCUCAAAACUAGUGUGCAGAAACAUUUUACAGUUUGAGUGUAGAUAUGCAGCCUGUAUGCUUACGCAAACCAGCUGGAAUCAAGGGGUUUCUAAUUUCCACAAUACAGUCUUUGCUAUAUAUAUUGCAAUUUGCAUACCAGUCAAGGUGAAGGGAGCUCAGGUCGCUUCAUUAAGUCCCACUGCCCCUGUAUAAUGUUGCCUGAUCUCAUGUGCUGUGACUUUUAGAAGGGCCACCCUUCAUGUGUAUGAUAUACAGUAAAGGGAACAUGGGUGGGGUGGGGUCAUAGGGGGGAGCAGGACCCUUCUUUUUUCCAGGAGCUGGAAACUGACACACGUUCAUGCGCAGUAACUGAUCCUGGCAGAUACUAAUUAUAGGGGUGGUCCUGUCAGUCUUGCUUGCCUGUAACUGGCUGGCUAAUGGUGUUAGGUGAAGAAUUACUUAACUGGUUAGUCACUGGAGCUCUUCAGCAGGAUGAGCGUUUUUCAAGCCCUUUGCCAUACUUGCAGGCCAAACAUCAAAUGACAUAAAAGCUUAAAACCAAAGUGGCUAAACUCUGUGCAACCCUUUUUAUGCUGAUAAUUUCUUUGUCUUUAUCUGGAUAAUGUGGGGGAAAACAUUUGCCCUUUUUUGUAAUCCAGUUAUGAUUUCAACCUGGAAAAGGAUGGAGAUGCUGAGCCCCCUCUUUUGGCUACUGCUUGCAUAAUGCAUAUCCAGAGAAUAAGACCCAAGACCAAGCUAUGUAACUGAAAUACAUCUGCACUCAUGUCUGCUCUAGUUUUAAUUGAACCUGUUUCUUCAUUAUCAAGGAAAUUCUUGGGUUUAACAGGCAAAAUGCUUCUCGCCAUUUUACAUAAGUGCAGUUGGGAUAUAAUACCUGGGGCCACAGUAAACAUACUCCACUACUUUUGGCCACUGAGCCACUUUUCCCCUCUGAUUUACAUCGUUGAAUAAUAUUCUGCAACAUUUUGCUGGUUUGACUUGCCUCUAAUGUAUAGGGCUACAACAUGCUUUGCUCAGGUUAACAAAUGUAUUGUGAUAUAAAGUUGUAAAGACAAGAUCGUUGAUAUCGUGGGCUUGAAGUGGGGGUGUUUGAUUCAAAUAUUGAAUGACAUGUCAAUGGAACCACAGAGGUGGUUUGUUAAUAAACCAAACCCAUGGUUGAACAUAAGAUUUGAGUAAAAACACAUUUACAUUAAUUUUCCUCAGUGCCCUUUGCUUUGUUUUGUGUAUUUGUGCGAUACCCUACAAAUACUACAGUUCAGUGGUGCAAUUUACUGAGUGAUCUCAAAAGCUCCAUCUGCUUGGUAUGUUGAGUUAUAACCAAAGUUUAACAAGCUCCAGGUAUGUGAUUUUUUUCCGUUGGUCUAAUAUAAUUUUUAAUAUGAUGAUCAUAAUCAGGGACCAAUCUAAAGUGUUGUCCCCCUUGAUACUUGUGUGCAUUGUUUCAGACUGUUUUGAUGUGUACUCUGACAUUUUUGGGUGUUUUCUAGUAAUUGUAAAGCAGUAUUAAUUGUUCAUUGUGCUGUUUACAUAUCAUUCCCUUCCACUGCCUGAUGCUUUAAUGUACCUAUUUAUAUAUGGUAUAUUUUUGACAUUAUUUGGUGAAAUUAAAAUUUAUGGAUUACUGCAUGUCAGGGUGCCCAGCAAGGGUUGAUCCGUUUUAGUAUUUUGUGCCAAUUUAUGCUCUUAAUUAUUAAAUCAAUCAUAUCUUGAUCUGA
Messenger RNA from Anguilla anguilla (European eel), 3243 nucleotides. It is a transcript of the gene pofut1, whose product is annotated as protein O-fucosyltransferase 1. Gene Ontology annotation, biological process: regulation of Notch signaling pathway; Notch signaling pathway; protein O-linked glycosylation via fucose. The transcript is spliced from 7 exons. Lineage: Eukaryota; Metazoa; Chordata; Actinopteri; Anguilliformes; Anguillidae. Gene Ontology annotation, molecular function: peptide-O-fucosyltransferase activity. The record is from RefSeq and is a predicted model, not a curated record. Bases 306 to 1295 code for a protein of 329 amino acids. Gene Ontology annotation, cellular component: endoplasmic reticulum.